Molecule: messenger RNA, 735 nt
Organism: Mercurialis annua (annual mercury)
Lineage: Eukaryota; Viridiplantae; Streptophyta; Magnoliopsida; Malpighiales; Euphorbiaceae
Exons: 3
Coding region: 1-735 (244 amino acids)
Source: RefSeq, a predicted model, not a curated record
AUGUCACAAAUUGAGGUAGAAGGAGAACAACCGGUCAUCCCCACCGCACCUCCGGCGAUCAGCUCAUUGUCAACGCCCAACAGCUUUGGCGUCACGGCAGCAGCUUCUCUCCCGCCGUCCAGCUUCUCGCCCGCAGCUGCCGUUCUGCCGUCCAGCUCCUCGCUGGCAGCUACUCUCCUGCCGUCCAGCUCCUCGCCAACAGUUAUGGAGCCGCAGAUCGCCGCACCGUCCAGCUCCCUGCCAGUAGCAGCUGCUCUUUCAUCACCGGCAGUUUCUUUUCCGCCAGCGGCAGCGUCCUCCUUGGCAGCAGCGGCGUCUUCUUUCCCUUCACCGGCGACAGCUCCUUCACCGUACGGGUUGACAGCUCCAACGUCCGGUGUUUCUUUUCUAGCAGCUAGCACCGCUUUUUCCCAGCAGCAGCUAGGCGGCGAUGGUGGUCCGGUGGCUGAUCCUUCCACGGCGGCAGCAGAUGGCGGUUUGCCAACCAAUUUGGUGGCGGAUCCUGCAUCUUUGUCUCGUGUUUCUCCAUCAUUGGCCGUGUCAGCUAGCGGUUUGCCAACCAAUUUGGUGGCGGAAAUUGUAGCUACUACGCCUGCUUUUAGCUCUGAGACACCAACUUCUGGCUUGGCAAUUUCAAAGGCAACAACUUCUGGUUUUCCGCCAACCAAUACCUCAGGUAAAUUUCUUUUGACACUCUUCUUGGAGGUUGGCGGUAUGGCUGAAACUCGGGCUUAA